ACUGUGAAUCAGCACAGAUUUGCCUUCUCUUUUAAAAAUGUCACGAUGAGACGCACUGUGCUCACUGAAGGAAACCACAGGCUGUACGGAAGAGGAAAAGGGUUUGAGACCUCUGACACGUGGUUUGCUGUCACUCCUGCACUGAUCUGUGAACAUGAAGACAUCGGUGGGUUUCUGGCUCCUGGCUGUGAAGCUCUUAGCUGCAUCCAGCUUCUCUCAGGCUCAGAUUGUAAAGAAGUACUUUGAGGAUGGUGACACGCUUCAGCUCAGCCCUCAGCCGGUCUCUGAAAAGAUCACCAGCAUCGUGUGGUAUUGUGAUGAGUACCUGCUGGCUGAGUGGGUGAAAGACUUGAUUGAGCUGAGAGAUCACAUCUCAUUUAAAGGACGAACAAAUCUGAACACUGACACAGGAGUGUUGGAGAUCAGGGACAUGACUGUGGCGGACACUGGACUGUAUUCAGUGGAGAUCAACAACCAGGUCCAGAGUCAGGUUCAUCAGGCUGUGAGGAUUGAAGCAGUGCCCCAGCCUGUGGUGAGUGUGAGGCCGCUGUUGUGUAACUCAACCUCAAAGAGCUGCACACUGAGCUGUGACGGAGACGUCAGCAAUGCUGGGCCUGUCGAGUAUUCCUGGAAGAUCGGAGAUGGAGAGUGGAAGCAGUCAGGAACGAACAUGGAAAUCAUCAAUAAUGAGGAAACACAGCGUGUUACGAAUUUCAUCUGCAGGAUAAAGAACACAGUGAGUGCGAGAGACAGCAAACCUCUCCCUAACCCACUCUUCCAAAUACCUUCCUUUCCAUCUUCAUCAUCACCGACGACGGUCAGUGACGAUACAGAGAGUGAACCGCUCACAAAGGCCCAGGUUACAAAUGGAGUUUAGGCGCUGUGAUCUCUGAUGGUCGCGGUCUUCUUUGUGGUGGUCGUCCACCUGUUGAGGCAGAAAUGAGAGACGCUCCACGUCUGUAAAUGCAGUAAAGGUGAUGAUGAUGAUGCAGUUUAAAGUCGAGUAUCUCCUUUGAUUUCCUGAUGAAGAUUAAAGCCUGUCUGCUCUCCUUAAACCAAAGUUGAUGUUUGUUAGCUUGUAAAAUGGUUCUGAGUUUUUGUAUCUCCUUUGUCUGCACUUGUCAUUGAUGUAUUAGUUGCUCUUUCAUCAUUACUGAUUAUGGUAAUUGGUUUUUUUCUGCACCUUUGAUGUUUUCACUUCCUGUUUUUGUCAGUUUUCCGUCCUUUGUGUUCGUAGCGCCCAGUUAGUUUCGCCCCGUCAGGUCUGUGGUUUUAUACGUCUGACUGUCUUGUGUCAGACUGUUUUUUCAUCUCUGUCCUUAUUUAUAUUUUCUGUGAAGUGCCUUCAGGGUUCAAUAUUUUCCAUGAUUUUUUAUUUUUUUGAACUUUGCAUUUAAAACUCACCUUUUAAUAAUUA
Molecule: messenger RNA, 1417 nt
Organism: Oreochromis aureus
Lineage: Eukaryota; Metazoa; Chordata; Actinopteri; Cichliformes; Cichlidae
Exons: 1
Coding region: 155-877 (240 amino acids)
Source: RefSeq, a predicted model, not a curated record